AUGGUCAAGGUGACCGAGGAAACCAAAGUGACCAUGGAAAUCGUCGAGAAACACAAGGUGACCGAACAGAUCGUCGAGGAGCCUAAGGUGACUGAGCAGAUCAUCGAGGAGCCUAAGGUGACCGAGCAGAUCGUCAAGGAACCCAAGGUGACCGAACAGAUCGUCGAGGAGCCUAAGGUGACUGAGCAGAUCAUCGAGGAGCCUAAGGUGACCGAGCAGAUCGUCAAGGAACCCAAGGUGACCGAACAGAUCGUCGAGGAGCCUAAGGUGACUGAGCAGAUCAUCGAGGAGCCUAAGGUGACCGAGCAGAUCGUCAAGGAACCCAAGGUGACCGAACAGAUCGUCGAGGAGCCUAAGGUGACUGAGCAGAUCAUCGAGGAGCCUAAGGUGACCGAGCAGAUCGUCAAGGAACCCAAGGAGGAACCCAAGGUGACUGAGGAAAUCGUCAAGGAACCCAAGGUGACUGAGGAAAUCGUCGUAACUGAGGAAAUUGUCGAGGAACCUAAAGUGACUCAGGAAAUCGUCGAGGAACCCAAGGAGGAACCCAAGGUGACUGAGGAAAUCGUCGAGGAACCCAAGGUGACUGAGGAAAUCGUCGAGGAACCCAAGGUGACUGAGGAAAUCGUCGAGGAACACAAGGUGAUCGAGGAAAUCGUCGAGGAACCCGAGACCGAGAAGGUGACCGAAGAACGGAAGGAGACCGAGGAAAUCGUCGAGGAAUCCAAGGAGACCAAUGAGGAACUCAGUGAAUACAAGUAG
Messenger RNA from Penaeus indicus, 759 nucleotides. Its product is annotated as titin-like. The record is from RefSeq and is a predicted model, not a curated record. Bases 1 to 759 code for a protein of 252 amino acids. The transcript has 10 exons. NCBI's taxonomy places the organism in Eukaryota, Metazoa, Arthropoda, Malacostraca, Decapoda, Penaeidae.